Messenger RNA from Patiria miniata (bat star), 5548 nucleotides. It is a transcript of the gene nnt, whose product is annotated as NAD(P) transhydrogenase, mitochondrial-like. Lineage: Eukaryota; Metazoa; Echinodermata; Asteroidea; Valvatida; Asterinidae. Bases 184 to 3396 code for a protein of 1070 amino acids. Gene Ontology annotation, molecular function: NAD binding; NADP binding. The record is from RefSeq and is a predicted model, not a curated record. The transcript is spliced from 3 exons. Gene Ontology annotation, cellular component: mitochondrial inner membrane. Gene Ontology annotation, biological process: proton transmembrane transport; NADPH regeneration.
UACAGAAUUCUCAAUCUGCCGGUAACCGGUGCUGCAGCGUGGAUCGACUGAGUUUGCCGUCGAUUCGCCGCCCGAUUCGGGUAGAUUUCUCUUCUUCCAAACUCGACCUGCCAGCUGCCCGAAAGCGUCCUGUGCUUCAUUUGGUGUUUUGCCUUAAAGGAGAGCAGCCGACAUUGAAGCACCAUGUUUCGGCUUCUGCGAACAGUCAACCACGUGGAUGUUGCUACAACAUCCCGCAUUCACAAGCUUGUCACCACGCGCUCCAGAGGACUCAAGACAUCGCUCUUCCGCAGCGCCGAAGCGAAGGACCCACCCCCCGCACCUAAGGGGAUCCCCCACAAUGAGCUACGGAUCGGUGUCCCAAAAGAGUCCUUCCCAAACGAGCGACGAGUAGCCUUGUCCCCAGCCGCUGUGCAGCUACUCACCAAGAAAGAUGGCUUCAACGUGGUUGUGGAGGAUGGAGCGGGACUCUCGGCUAACUUUCUGAAUAAAGACUAUGAAGAGGCUGGGGCAACUAUCAAGGGAAGGGAGGAAGCCUUUGCCUCGGACAUUGUCCUGAAGGUCCGGGCCCCGGCAAUGGAUGAGGUGGACCUUCUCGCUGAGCGUAAGAAUCUCUACAGCUUCCUGUACCCCGCCCAGAAUAAGGAGCUCCUCGACAAACUGGCCACUCGGAAUUCCUCAGUGUUUGCCAUGGACUGCGUGCCCCGCAUCAGCAGAGCCCAGGUGUUUGAUGCUCUGAGCUCCAUGGCUAACAUCGCCGGCUACAAGGCUGUCAUCGAAGCGGCCAAUAACUUUGGCAGGUUCUUCACGGGCCAGAUCACGGCGGCGGGGAAAGUUCCGCCGGCCAAGGUGCUGGUUAUCGGGGGAGGUGUUGCUGGUCUGGCCGCUAUGGGGGCAGCUAAGAGUAUGGGGGCCAUCGUCAGAGGUUUUGAUACCCGGGCUGCUGUCAAGGAACAAGUGCAGUCUCUUGGUGCUGAGUUCUUGGAGCUAGACUUUGUGGAAUCUGGUGAGGGCACUGGUGGCUACGCCAAGGAGAUGUCUCCCGAGUUCAUUGCAGCAGAGAUGGCUCUCUUUGCCAAGCAGUGUAAAGAGGUUGACAUUGUCAUCACCACCGCUCUGAUCCCUGGCAAGAAGGCACCUACACUGAUCACCAAAGAGAUGGUCGAGUCCAUGAAGGAAGGCUCUGUUGUGGUGGAUCUUGCGGCUGAAGCUGGGGGUAACAUUGAGACCACCAAACCAGGGGAGUUGUACAAGUACAAAGGGGUUACUCAUAUAGGUUACUCAGAUUUGCCCAGUAGGUUACCUACACAGUCUAGUACCUUGUAUGCUAAUAAUAUCAGUAAGUUGUUGCUGUCUAUGGGUGAGAAGCAGCACUUUAAUAUUGAUCUAGAGGAUGAGGUGGUUAGGGGGUCUAUCAUUCUCCAUGAGGGUAAGAUGAUGUGGCCUCCACCACCUCCGAAAGUGGUCCCCGGCCAGGCUGCACCAGUUGCUGCAGCUGCCGCCGCCAAAGAGGUCGUUGCAGUGCCAAGAAAUCCCUUCAACGACACUCUGAAGAGCUCGUUGAUGUACACCUUGGGGCUGAGUGCUCUGCACGGCAUCGGGGUGCUGUCCCCUGGCGCUGCCUUCAACACCAUGUUGACCACGUUUGGUCUGGCUGGUAUCGUGGGUUAUCACACCGUUUGGGGCGUCACACCGGCGCUCCACUCCCCUCUGAUGUCUGUCACCAAUGCCAUCUCUGGCAUCACAGCUGUCGGCGGGCUGCUGUGUAUGAGCGGUGGCUACUUCCCAGACUCCACGCCAGGCACCUUGGCAGCCGUGGCUGCAUUUAUCUCCUCCAUCAACAUCUUCGGUGGCUUCCUCGUCACUCAGAGGAUGUUGGAUAUGUUCCGUCGCCCCGGCGACCCGCCUGAGUACAACUACCUUUACGGUAUCCCAGCAGCGGCUGCCAUUGGUACGUACCUAGCAGGUCACCUCUCUGGGUACGACAUUCAGGACAUUGGUUACAUGGCUGCCUCUCUGUGCUGUGUUGGGGCUUUGAGUGGUCUCGCCUCUCAGACCACAUCUCGUGUCGGUAAUGCUUUGGGUAUCACAGGCGUAUCUACAGGUAUGGUGGCGACAUUGGCUGCAUUGAAGGCCUCCCCAGAGCUCUACACACAAAUGGCAGCAUGUAUUGGUGUUGGAGGAGUAAUCGGGUCCAUUAUCGCUAAGCGCAUGGCUAUCACUGAUCUACCGCAGCUAGUUGCUGCCUUCCACAGCUGCGUUGGUUUGGCAGCAGUCCUGACCUGUCUUGCCACGUACAUGGCUGAAGCAUCUCACUUUGCUCUAGACCCUUCCACAGCUGCCAUGACCAAGCUGUUCUUGUUCCUGGGCACAUACAUCGGCGGCGUUACCUUCACUGGUUCCAUUGUUGCAUAUGGCAAGCUGCAAGGCGUCCUUAAUUCAGAACCUCUCCUCCUGCCCGGCCGCAAUGCCCUCAAUGGUGGCAUGAUGUUGGCCAAUGUUGGAGCCCUUGGUUACUACCUCACCAACCCAGGUUACGCUGCUGAUCUGGGCUGCUUGACGGCUACCAGCGUUCUCUCCUCAAUCAUGGGCGUGACCCUGACGGCUGCCAUCGGAGGGGCGGACAUGCCUGUGGUCAUCACUGUCCUCAACAGCUACAGUGGAUGGGCACUGUGUGCAGAAGGCUUCAUGCUGAACAACAACCUGAUGACCAUCGUUGGUGCUAUGAUUGGCUCAUCGGGUGCCAUUUUGUCCUACAUCAUGUGUAAGGCUAUGAAUCGAUCCCUCCCCAACGUCAUCUUUGGGGGCUACGGUACCGUGUCCACCCGUGGCGGGAAGCCAAUGGAGAUCACCGGUACCCAUACAGAGAUCAACGACGACACCGCUGUGGAUAUGAUUGUCAAUUCACAGAACAUCAUCAUCACUCCUGGCUACGGUCUCUGCGUGGCCAAGGCCCAGUAUCCCAUUGCCGAACUGGUUGAUCUGCUCAAGAAGAAGGGUAAGAAUGUCCGUUUUGGUAUCCACCCGGUGGCCGGCCGCAUGCCCGGACAGCUGAAUGUACUCCUGGCUGAGGCUGGUGUCCCUUAUGACGUCGUCCUGGAGAUGGAUGAGAUCAACGAAGACUUCCCGGAGACUGACCUUGUCCUGGUCAUCGGUGCCAAUGACACGGUCAACUCGGCAGCUGAGGAAGAUCCCAACUCCAUCAUUGCGGGUAUGCCCGUCCUAAGGGUUUGGUCCUCUGCAGACGUCAUCGUCAUGAAGCGUACGCUAGGCGUAGGCUACGCGGCAGUUGACAACCCCAUCUUCUACAAAGAAAAUACGUCCAUGUUGUUGGGUGAUGCAAAGAAAUCUUGUGAUGCUCUGCUAAGCAAGGUCGUAUCAUACUAUGGCUCUUAAUGACUAGGUCACAAUUCAUUCACCAUAGAAUAGAACAGCCUUAUCUUUUGUGAAUCAAUCAUGUUCAAAAUGAAAUGUUCACAAAUUAAAAGUAAAAUGUCACUUUUGAUAUAAACUAUUCAGACCAAAGCUGUUAAGCUAUACAAUUGGUAGCAGUUUUAGUUUAUGUCAGAUUUUGGGCUAUGCAUUAAAUAAGAUCCUUUCAAAGUAAAAAGCCAUUUUUGCCAAAACAAAUAUUCAGACCAAAACGUAUAAGCUAUAUUAUGGGAGCAGUUUUAUUUAAUGCCAGAUUAGAACAAUGAAUUAAGUAUGAUUAUUAAGUUAUGCACAAUGCCGAAUACUCUAACCUCCUUAGUUUUAUUAAAGUGGAGUGCCAUAAUCUGCAGCAUUGAAUUUGUGGUCUGCGGGUAAUUCUGCAGGUUGCGGGUUCGAGUCCAGCUUGGGCUAGGCACUUUUUCACUCAUAGCUUCGCCCCACCUAGUAGUAAAUUGGGUACAUGUACCUGUGAGGGUAGAGAUGGUGCCAUUUCCGAGCUGUAUACUCCCCAGGGAGCUGAGAUUGUCUUAGGAAUGUUUCAUUGGCCCAAUGAGCAGGGUAAUAAUGAUGUAGCGCCUUGAGCACCAAUACUGGUGGAUAAGUGUGCUUGAUAAAUAUACAUUAUUUCAUCGAGCUGUAAGCACAUAAUUUUGCUGAGUACGGAAGAGAGUGUUACUGCGUUACCCAUUUUUUUUUCCCCCUGAUUAUUGCUCUGUACAUGGUUUUGCUAAGCAGCGUUUCUUCAUUGUAAAAAAAAAUAAGGGCAGGAAAGAAAUCAUUGAGAAAUUGAUGAUGGAUGGGGGAUGGGGGAUGAGGGCUACCUCCUUGAAUUAACUAGCUGUUACCAAUUACCCCCCCCCCCCCCGGCUUUUACUUAUCCAGAGGGGUUAGUAAAUAUGUUGUGACUCACAAUGUAAGGUUUUCUUUUGUAAGCACGGAUAACUCAGGAUUUGACCCGUUUUUUAUCAGAUGACCCAUCAAAAUUGGACUUGUAAUUACAAUUUAGGACAACCGUUUUGUUUGAUUGAGUUGCCACUUUUGAGACUUUUUUUCUCUCUCUAGUUUUUCAUCCAUGUCACAGACACCAUAAGUUAUUCACUAUUUUGACUCGGUUUAUGAAACUUUAAUUUUGUGAAUUUUUUUUGCUAACCAGUCAGUUAUCAUGCAUAACAAAAGUGGAAAUGUUUGUUUAUUGCAAUCAGAUAACAAAGAGAAAAAAUGUCGCUGACUCUUUCGUUUACCUCUCACAUUUCUUUUGUUUAUUUUUGGCUUAAAUUUUUCCAUUUUGAUUUUGCAAGAUAUUCUUAAGAGGAUCAAGACUUUAAUUGAUUUUGUCUUCACAAUGUUUUCUUCAUUAUUGAGCGUGUUUGUUUUUAAGAAGAAAAACAAAAUAUUUGAUUUUUGUGAUUAUAACAUCAUUUGUUGUGUUUACAUAAAUUAUAAAUUUGAAUUACUAUGAGUAUUUUUGUUAAGGGUUGCAUAUCAGUGUCGUGAUCAGAAAAAAAGUUCUUUGAUUAUUGAAAUGUAUGAUUUUCCCCUUUUUGCUUAAAACCAAUGAUUUAUAAUGCCAAUUAGAAAUUGAACUUGACUUUUAAUACUAUACCAGUUAAAUUGCUUAAAGCAAAAAAAAAAAAUCAUAUUCUGAAAUGUAUAGCUUUGAAUACGCGAUUGUGGUCACAAUGACAAAUUUGUUUAUUGUAUUUUUGGAUUCUUUGGUUGGGAUUGAAGGUUUGCUGAUGUAACGUUUCUCGAUUGCUUUCACCAGGAUUUAAAAAGAUGAGAAAAAAACCCAAAACAAUAUAAACUGAUGCAAAUACCAUGGAAAGGUAUUGAUGUAAAAUCAUGUAUUCAGAGAAAAAAAUAUAUCUUUAAAUUUGAACAAGAUAUUCAGUAAUGUACAUUCAACCAAUAAUUACCCUGUAGUCUGUAAUUAUCUCUUUUAACAGAGCAUUGUGUUUUACCUAGAAACCAAGUUAGCCUGACAUGCACAACACUCAAGAAAAGUUGGAGGGUAUGUUAAAAAAUCUUAUUAACACACAUGGCUAUAUUUGCCAGAAGUAUAAGAGGUUGCCGUGAUGUGUUUAUUAACACUGAAUAAAAUGAGACAGAAAACCAA